This is a messenger RNA of Diaporthe amygdali, 2232 nucleotides long. RefSeq lists its product as uncharacterized. Bases 1 to 2232 code for a protein of 743 amino acids. The record is from RefSeq and is a predicted model, not a curated record. Gene Ontology annotation, molecular function: zinc ion binding; nucleic acid binding. Lineage: Eukaryota; Fungi; Ascomycota; Sordariomycetes; Diaporthales; Diaporthaceae. The transcript is spliced from 2 exons.
AUGACGGACCAGGACGUGGAUAGAGCUGCCAUGACGGCAGCAGAGGUUGAGAGCACCCCAGCCGUUGCCACCUCACCUUCAGCUGGCGCUGGUGAGGCAACUCACAAACGGCCAGCCGAAGACAACGGUCCUGUCUCUCCUCGCAAAAAGGCCAAGAAUGACGAAUCGGAGGGGGAGAUAUCUGAUGGCGUCGAUGAGGGAGAGGUUGAAUCCGAUGCAGACUCAAAGGCAAGCGCUUCAAAACAACAGGUUGGCCAGAUCUCAGGCUGGAACAGCGGCGUCACCAGUCAGCUGCGCACCUCUUUUGGAUCUUCGGCCAAGUUGAAAGCCCCUAAGCUCACACCUAAGCUCACACCUACUGCUGUGAAAUCGCCUCCUGCACCUCCAGAGUCAUUGGCCCCAGAGAUCCUCAGCGAGCUAGUUGCCGCUGUUAAGGCGGGUGAGACGACCACCCUCCCGCCAGUUGAGGAGCGAGAGCUAUUUUGGGCAGUACCCACGUUCAAAGCGGACUUCGAAGGAGCAACUUGGGCUGAGAUAUUCAAAUCGAUGUUUGCUCAAUGGUCUACAGACUUUGUCACUCAGAACAAGGGAAACGUCGACCAGGCUGGGCUUGAGCCCAUAUUCCUGAAGGACUUGUACCUUCGAACACUCGAGGAAUCAGUACCUGGAGUCAAUCCAGAGCUGGUUUCGUUCUCUCACGGUCAAUUAAGACGUACUUCCAAACGUAGCCCAUUGAGACAGGUUGCAAAAGGGUGGAUCAAGGAUCCAGCCAAACCAGGAAAACGUGCAAAGAAAGAGGCCAAGGAACGGGCCAAAGAGACGGUUCCGCAAGAAUCCAAGCAAGAAUCUGAGCCUCCGAAGCAGCCGCCCACAAGACAGACGAGAAGCUCUUCCAGAAUGGCGGAAACGCAGGUCAGUGACGUGAGCGACCCGGCAGUCUCUGCCGAUCUGGAACCUUCUGCAACAUCCUCCUCGGGUCCUCAUCUUCCUGAUCUUCGUUUGCCUCCGCUAGCCGAGCUUGCUUCUCAAGAAUCGCCUGCUGUCACUAACGGGGAUUCUCCAAUGGACGAGAUUAACGAUGAAAACGACAAGGAACGGAAGCUCAGUAUUAUGGACCUAGAUGAAACGAAGGCUGGCAACGACACAUCGCCCCAUUUGCCGACAGAAGCUGAGCUUGAGCAGCUACAUCGCUACUUUCCAGGAGUUCCCGAUGAUGCUGUUUUCUGCCUCACCUGCGCUUCCUACGGCCACAACACACCUAAUUGUCCUGAGACAACCUGCAAGUUCUGCCAGCAAGGGCAUUUUUCUUAUUCGUGUCCAUCUCGACAGAGAUGUGCAAAGUGCAAGCAGCUUGGCCACACCAAGGGCUCUUGCAAGGAGAAACUUGCAGUGGCUGCAGGCGAAGGGUUCAUGGAAUGUGCCUUUUGCCAAGCUCAGGACCACCAGGAAGAGGGCUGUACCGAGAUCUGGGAAACAUACCGACCGCAGGUAGGCCAUAUCAAACAGGUGAGGUCAGUGCCUAUCUUUUGCUAUUGUUGCGGCGCGGAGGGUCAUUUCGGCACGGACUGCGGCCUGGCCGAUCCCAAGAUACCUCCAAGCGCGACGUGGAGCAAUGCAGGAGCGUCUUUAUACGUCGAUCCCUCGAGUUCAGAGGAAGCCAUCGCGUUCCAAAAUGUCCUGCCGCAAGCCCAGACAAUCUCGGCGCCAGUCAUCCCAGGACGGAGUAUCAAGCCACAAUCGCAUAUCAUAUUCGAGGACAGUGGCGACGAGGACCACGGCAACCAAGAAUUUCUGAGGGCACCAGCUGCGGGACCCCGACGCCCAGGACAGAUUCAGAUAACGUCGAACAUCAAUUUUGGCGCCCCGGCCCCUCCUCCCGCUCAGAAUGGCAGUGUUGCUCAGCAGGGCAUAACAAAUUCGAAGCAGCGGCGAAAGCAGCGCGCGGCAAAUGUGCCAGCUUCUUUGCCUCCCAAGCCACAGGUAGCCGCACCUGCUCCUGCCCCCCAAGCUUCCAAGAAGGGCAAGAGAGCCAACAACAAGAAAGGUGGAAAGAAUCCUCAGCAGCAGCAGCAACAACAGCCUCCAUUGCCACCUGGCCCACCACCUGGGCGCAACGGCUGGCGUCCCCCAGAGUUUCAGGGACGAAGUGCUCCUAGCACGCGGGGUCGCGGGGGCUUUAGCAACCUGAGUAGAGGCGGCGGCGGCGGUCGCCGUAGCGGUGGACGGAACUGA